Mycena indigotica is the source of this 1287-nucleotide messenger RNA. RefSeq names its product Branched-chain-amino-acid aminotransferase. NCBI's taxonomy places the organism in Eukaryota, Fungi, Basidiomycota, Agaricomycetes, Agaricales, Mycenaceae. Gene Ontology annotation, molecular function: branched-chain-amino-acid:2-oxoglutarate transaminase activity. Gene Ontology annotation, biological process: L-leucine biosynthetic process; L-valine biosynthetic process. Bases 1 to 1287 code for a protein of 428 amino acids. The record is from RefSeq and is a predicted model, not a curated record. The transcript has 7 exons. Gene Ontology annotation, cellular component: mitochondrion.
AUGAACGGCAAUGCACACCCCAUUGCGCCUCUCGACGCGUCCUUACUCAAAAUCACCCAUGUGGAGACCUUGAAGCCAGUCCCAACGCCCGGAACAUAUGGAUUUGGAGAUAUUAAAACGGACUACAUGUUGGUUAUGGAGUACACUGCAGGAUCUGGCUGGUCAGCGCCAGAAAUCAAGCCCUAUGGACCACUAGCGCUUGACCCCGCGAGCAACUGCUUACAAUACUGCACUAAUGUCUUUGAGGGGAUGAAGGCAUUCAUUGGGCCCGACGGAAAGGCGCGAAUGUUUCGCGCUGACCAAAAUAUGACGAGACUUGUCUCGUCUGCGGAAAGGAUGGGGUUGCCGACCUUCGACCCCGACGCACUUCUCAAAUGCAUUACAGCGCUCGUCAGCAUCGAAAGAAGGUGGAUACCUGCAGAAAAUGGCCAUAGUCUUUACAUUCGGCCGACAAUGAUCGGCACCAAAGCCUCGAUUCGUGUGGGCAAGUCAGACUCAGCGUUGCUAUAUACCCUCGUCACACCCGUUGGCCCCUACUUUCCGAUCUCCCCUGCGAUCCCCCACCCAACGCUUGCUGGCGUUUCCCUUCUUGCCAUUUCAGAGCAUGUGCGGUCGUGGCCUGGCGGUACUGGCGGAUACAAACUCGGCUUGAACUACUCGCCUGGCUUUGUCCCACAGACCCUUGCCGCGCAGGAGGGCUAUGAUCAAGUAUUAUGGUGUUUGGAUGUUGGAAAAAAACCGGAGGAAGGCGCGGUCAUCAGUGAGGCCGGUGCCAUGAACUUUUUCGCUGUUUUGGCGAACGAGGGCUCAGAUGGUGGAAUCACCAUUGUUACGCCUCCGUUGGAUGGAACGAUCCUCCCUGGGAUCACGCGGGACUCAGCGCUACAACUGCUGAGAGCCCAUGCCGACUCGUUAUCAACAUCCUCCACAUCACCGUUUUCCUCCCCACUCCAUUCCGGCUCCGGCCCGAUCUCCGUAAUCGAGCGACCACUUUCUUUGUCAGAACUUGCCCAAGCUGCCCAGGCCGGCCGUCUGCUUGAAUGCUUUGGCACAGGUACCGCCGUUCUCGUCGUUGCCAUUGAGCGCAUUGGGUAUUACCCUUUGUCCAAGACAACUGCCGUGCCCAUCGAUUCUGAACACACAGAGAACACACCCAAGAUCACGGAUAUCGUCAUGAAGGGUGGCUUGAAGGGCCUGGGUCAGGUCGGAAAGGCACUGUAUGAGAAGCUGGGUGCCUUGAAGGAUGGGAGCGAAGAAUGGAAUGGGUGGAACGUCGUAUGCGAAUAA